ACCUUUAUUAGUGUGCCAAGCUUCUGUUCCCCUCCUCUUCAUCUUCAAGGCGUGCAAAUUUGCUUUCAUUACUCUCCUUCUCUUCAGACAAAGCAUCAAUUCUCUGUCAAUGUUUCCUUUCUUUCAUUUCCAACAAUAGGAAAGAAAAUUUAGACAGAGAAAGAGGAAAGAGAGUUCCCUGUUUCAAACAAUGACUUGUUUCUCGUAGCCAAAACCUUCUGUUUCUUCUCUGUAUUUUUGCAGCUUUUGAAUCCUUCUUCACAGACACAAAGAACUUCUUGUUUGAUACUUAAUAGUCUCUUUGUUUAUAAUUUUGUUUGGCCAUCAUUCUUUUGCUAUACACACAUUUUCCCAAAACGAGAAACCAUGUAUAGAUUGGAGAAAACAGUGAUGAGAGAGGAAAGAUACAGGCACGAGAGAGAUAACCCAUCUUUCUCUUCUACUCUACUUGACAAAAUCUACCGUUCCAUCGAUGAUGAUGUUGGCACCAAACAUGAAGACUUGAAAGUCUACAGGGAAACAAUGCAAAAGAAACAAAGUAAAGGUAACAUGAAAAGCAACAGAAGUAGAGGACGAGGUCAAGAAGAAGAGCUGUCGAGUCUCCAACGAGCUCGUUUGAUCGAGAAAUGGAUGGAAAAGAAGGUUAGUGAAAAGGCAAAUGCAGACAGGAAACAGGUUUUCUCUGAGUUUGAAAGAAAAUCACAUCAUGAACAUGAUCCUGAUCAUGAUAUUCUUUUCUUUAGCUCCACUUCCAGCUCAUCUGAUUCCAGUUCUGGUGGUUUCUCAUCAUCUGACACUGAAUCUAUGUAUGGUUCAAAAACAAAAGCUUCAUUGUUUGUACCACCAAGGCCUAAACCUGUCAGGACCAACUUGUCGGCACGAUCAGAGAAACCGUUUAAAACGGAGAAAACAGGGAGAACAGAGAGGACUCUGUUUUAUGAACCGAAGGAGGAGUUGCAUAUGUUUGAUGAUUAUCAUUAUAAUUCUGCAUCUGACCAUACAUCAAAGCUUGAUGGAAGUUUUUCCAAGUCAAAAUCAAGAGCCAUGAAAAUUUAUGGCAAUUUAAAGAAGGUGAAACAACCCAUUUCACCUGGUGGCCGUCUCGCGAGUUUCAUCAAUUCUCUGUUCACAACAGGUAAUUCAAAGAAAGCCAAGAGUUCAUCUUCAAUUGUAAGCUGUGACGAUGAAAGAAAAUUGAAAUCGGGACAUGUCUCAACGUGUUCUUCUGCUUCCUCAUUUUCAAGGUCAUGUCUAAGCAAAAACUCGCCUUCUACGCGAGAAAGGUUGCGUAAUGGAGUUAAAAGAACAGUUAGAUUUUGCCCAGUGAGCGUAAUCGUUGAUGAAGACUGUAGACCAUGUGGGCAAAAAUGCUUAUAUGAAGAAGAAGACUCGAGUUUACUGUCGGUUUCAGUUCCAACUGCAUGGAAAAUUGGGAAAUCGCCAUCAAAAAAGUGCGAAGAAGAGCUAAAUUUUCAAAUAAUGGAGAAGACUAGGGGAGUGGAACAAAUGGCUAGAGAGUUUUUGAAAGAAUAUCAUCUAAAUCAGAAGAGGAGCGAUCUUAUUUCAAGUGACGGUCGCAGUAAUUAUGUAGUGGACGAAAUGGAUGACAAUGAAGAUGAUGCAGCUAGCUAUUCAAGUUCUGAUUUGUUCGAGUUGGAUCACCUUGUUCUUAUUGGUAAUGAUAGGUACAGAGAAGAGCUUCCAGUGUAUGAAACUACCCAUGUUGAAACAAAUCGAGCCAUUGCUAAUGGCUUGAUAGUGUAG
Durio zibethinus is the source of this 1764-nucleotide messenger RNA. Its product is annotated as protein BIG GRAIN 1-like D. Gene Ontology annotation, biological process: auxin-activated signaling pathway. The record is from RefSeq and is a predicted model, not a curated record. Lineage: Eukaryota; Viridiplantae; Streptophyta; Magnoliopsida; Malvales; Malvaceae.